AUGGUACCCGAUCGGUUUUGCAGAGCGAGCGGCAGCAAAGAUCCUUCAGCAGCAGAGACAAGCUGCAGCACGGGGCCCUGCUCUUCUGCUGCUACUCAACUGGACUGCCGCAGAAGCAGCAGCAGCAGCAGCAAGCAGCUGCGGUCUGUCUCUGCUGGAGCAGCAAACCCUAGAAGCAGCAGCAGAGGGGGGGGGCCCCUGCUGUGGGGCCCCCAGAGCCAGUGGGGCUACGCUCCCACAGGGCCUCAGCAGCAGCAGCAGCAGCAGCAGCAGCAACUGCAGCAGCAGCAGCAGCAACUGCAGCAGCAGCUGCAGCAGUGGCAACAGUACCUUAUACGGCACCAGCAAGAACACCAGCAGCAGCAGCUAGUAAGACAGCAGCAGCAACAACAGCAACAGCAACAACAGCAGCAGCAGCAACAACAGCAGCAACAGCAGCAGCGCACCGUAGAACAGCAGCACCAGCAGCAGCAGCAAUACUUGGUUACACAAGGGCAAGAACAGCAGCAGCCACAGCAGCACCAACAACAGCAGCAACAGCAGCAGCAACAGCAGCAGCAACAGCAACACUCCACUUGGCAGAGAGAACAGCAGCAGCAUAACCAGGCCUACUUGGACAGAGAGCAGCAGCAGCAGCAGCAGCAGCAAAAAGAGACUGGGGCCCCCCAAUGUGGGGGGGCCCCCCAAUGUGGGGGGGACUCUUUUGCUGCAGUAUGUGGCAGCAAAGAACUGCUGCAUCGGAGGGCUUCCUGCCGCCGCAGCGAAAAUACCUCAGAGAUCCGCAAGACCCACAAGGCUGCUCGUCAGCAGCAGCAGCAGCAGCAGCAGCAGCAGCAGCAGCAGCAGCAGAAGCCUCUUUCGCGCAGCAGCAGCCCUAGAGUGCUCGCAGCAAAAGCACUUCCUGAAGACCCCCCAGAGGGGCCCCCAAUGUGGCUGCACGAAAAGUCUUUUCGCUCUUCUUCUAACCGCAGCAGCAGCAGCUGCUGCUGCUGCAGCAGCAGCAGGCCGCUGCAUGCAGAAAGCAGCGAACCAGCAGGGGCCCCCAACAAAGACCCUGCCCUCGAUAUUGGCUUGGCCAGGCCCCCAGGGGGCCCCCUUGAGAGCCCCCGUAAGGGCUCUUCUGGGGGCCCCUGUGGGGCCCCCUGUAGGGGCCCCUCUGGGAGCCCCUGUGGGGGCCCCUGUGAGACCCCCUGUGGGGCCACCUGUGGAGCAGCCCCCGACGGGGGCCCCUCCGAAAGCCCCUACGGGGGCCCCCCUGGGGGCCCCUGCGGGGGCCCCGCUGGGGGCCCCUGCGGGGGGCCCCCUGGGGGCCCCUGUGGGGGACCCCCUGGGGAGCGCAGCGAGGGGGCCCCCGAGGGUUUGGGUUUGCGUUUAAAGAAAAGUUUUAGUGAAGCUUCUGAGGAGACUUUAGCAGCAGAACUCUCUCUCUUUUUGCGCAGCAGGAGCAGCAACAGCAGCAGCAGCAACUUGCUCCAGGAGGCCCUCAGCAGCAGCCCGAGGCGCCCCCAGGGGGCCCCCGCAGCCGCCCUCGGGGGGCCCCCCCCAGGGGGGGCCCCCCAAACGGUAGCCCUGCAGGUACCCACCAGGAGGGGCCCGCAGGGGCCCCAGGCUUGGGGCCCCCUUGGGCCAAGCAGGGGCCCCACAGCCCUUGGGGCCCCCGAGGCCCUGCAGGGGGCCCCCCGGGGGGCCUCUCCUGGGGCCCCUCCGGAGGGGCCCCCCAGGGCCCCACACCCGGGGGGCCCCUGGGGGGGCCCCUGGGGGGGCCCCUGGGGGGGCCCCCUGGGGGGCCCCUGGGGGCCCCCUAGGGCCCCUGAAAGGCUCAGAGAACCCUCUCAGCAGGGGGGCCUCCCUCGCAUUUACCGGCCAAGGGCCCCCCACUUGCUGCCUGCAGAGGGGCCCCUAGAGGGGCCCCCCAGGGGGCCCCUUGAUGCUGGCCCGCCCCAGGACCCAGCCUCCGCCCAGCAGCAGCAGCAGCAGCAGCAGCAGCAGCCAAACGAAAAGGAGCAGCAAGAGACUGCAGCAGAUGCCUCCAUCUCCUCUGGAAGCCCUGAGGGUUCAAAAGGGGCCCCUGGGGCCCCUGGGGCCCCCCAGGGGGGCUCCCAAGGGGGCCCCCCUGGUGAAACCCCUCAGGGCCCCCUAGGGGGCCCCCUAGGGGGCCCCCUUGGGGGCCCCCCUCUUGGGGGCCCCUCAGGGGGGCCCCCUGGGGACCUGGAGGCCCUGGCCCUGGGGGGCCCCCUGAGGGGCCCCUGUGAAGAGUCAUCUGAGGGGCGUUUAAAGACAAUGCGCAUAUUCAGCAGCAGCAGCAGCAGCAGCAGCAGCAGCGGGAGCAGCAGCAGCAGAAUAGUGCUGGAAACAGUCCCCGAACCAGGGUACAGAUGGGGGGGCCCCCCAGGGUCUCCGGGGGGCCCCCAGGGGGCCCCCUGCUGCAGCAAUUCUGCUGCAGUGCAGCACGCGCUGCAGUGGGGAGUUUAUUUGAGUGGGUUUUUAUUUUUAAAUUAA
Eimeria tenella is the source of this 2499-nucleotide messenger RNA. RefSeq lists its product as uncharacterized. The transcript is spliced from 4 exons. NCBI's taxonomy places the organism in Eukaryota, Apicomplexa, Conoidasida, Eucoccidiorida, Eimeriidae. The record is from RefSeq and is a predicted model, not a curated record. Bases 1 to 2499 code for a protein of 832 amino acids.